Messenger RNA from Hydra vulgaris (swiftwater hydra), 1429 nucleotides. RefSeq names its product vacuolar protein sorting-associated protein 26B. Lineage: Eukaryota; Metazoa; Cnidaria; Hydrozoa; Anthoathecata; Hydridae. Gene Ontology annotation, biological process: retrograde transport, endosome to Golgi; intracellular protein transport. The record is from RefSeq and is a predicted model, not a curated record. Gene Ontology annotation, cellular component: endosome; retromer complex.
AGUUUCUUUGGAUUCGGUCAAACAGCUGAGGUGUCGAUUGUACUUGCUGAUGCAGAAAACAGAAAACAAGUGGAAGUAAAAUUAGAAGAUGGAAAGCGAGAACAAAUGUAUUUAUAUUAUGAUGGAGAAACUGUAGCAGGAACUGUUAAUGUAAAUUUAAAGUACCCUGGAAAAAAGUUAGAGCAUCAUGGCAUUAAAGUUGAAUUUAUUGGACAAAUUGAACUUUUUUAUGAUCGAGGUAAUCAUCAUGAAUUCACUUCUCUUGUAAAAGAGCUUGUGAAACCUGGUGAACUAUUAAUGAGUGGUUCUUAUAAAUUUGAAUUUGUUAAUGUUGAAAAACCUUACGAAUCAUAUACUGGGACAAAUGUUAGACUUAGGUAUUUUUUAAAAGUAACUAUCAUGAGAAGAAUUGCUGACAUAACACAAGAAUUAGAUAUUGCUGUCCACACACUUUCAACCUAUCCAGAGAUGAAUAACAGCAUAAAGAUGGAGGUAGGCAUAGAAGACUGUUUGCACAUAGAGUUUGAAUACAAUAAAUCUAAGUACCAUUUAAAAGAUGUUAUUGUUGGGAAGAUUUAUUUUUUGCUAGUUCGUAUAAAAAUAAGACAUAUGGAACUAGCAAUUAUUAAACGAGAAAUUGCUGGUACAGGUCCUAAUACAUAUACUGAAAAUGAAACAAUUGCAAAGUACGAAAUAAUGGAUGGUGCACCUGUUAAAGGUGAAUCCAUACCUAUUCGAUUAUUUCUGUCAGGGUAUGAACUAACUCCUACUAUGAAAGAUAUUAAUAAAAAGUUUUCAACACGAUAUUUUUUAAAUCUUGUCCUUAUUGAUGAAGAAGAACGACGUUACUUCAAACAGCAGGAAAUUGUGUUAUGGAGAAAAGGAGAUAUUCCCAAACGACAUAAAAUCGCCGGAUUAGAAGAUAAAUUUGAAAGAAAUUAAUUUAUAAAAUAUAUAAUAAUUAGUUUUAUACGUUUUAUUUUCUAUUUUCAUGUUAAACAAGUUUUUAAAAAAAUCUGGUAAACAAAAAUGAAUCGUUUUGCAUUUUAAGUAUAAUGAAUGUAAAUAAAUAUUUUGAUAUAUGGAGAAAAGGAAAGUUUUCUGAGCCUUCUCUAAAGUUGCUAUUUGUUAGUGUUGUUAAUUGUUUUUUUGUUUUUUUAAAUACACCGUAAAUUAUUCUUUGUUGCCUUUAUUUUUUUAAUUUUAAAAUAAUCACUUAUUUCAAUUUGCUAAUUGUCCAACAAAAAACUUCAGGUUGUAAAAGCAAUAUAGUUUUCUUGCUUUUUAACAUAUAAAAGCAGGAAUGGUGUUCUAUUUUAUAUUGAAAUCUUUUUAUUUUGAUAGUGCGAAAACUGUAGAUUUUAUUGUAUCUAAGGAACCAUAUUUCUUGAAUUGACUUAAAAAUCAUCGAUAAUAUAAUAUUUGAAAA